GUUGGGCAUGGUUCUACUGUCAGGAGCAAGGCAGUAUAUGUAAUUUUCAGUCUGUGAAAAUAUUUUAUUUUAUUCUCAUUUUAAACCACCUGCACACUGCUUCGACUUUUGUCAUAAACAGCUCAUUAGAAUGGGGAAGUGGGCAGUAGGGGUUGUAGGGUUACAAGUGCCCCAUGACUUGAUCACUUAGCAGAAACAAAGUUACAAGUCUAUUCCAUGUGUAGUAAUAAAAAGCCACCGAUGUGGUCGACACACAGGUCAAGCUACAAGUCUUCUUGAAUGCCAAUCCUGUUUAUUUUUAUUUUUAUUUUUUUUCACAUGAGAGAAUGCUGCUUCACUACCUCAUCAUCAUCAGCCUGUUUUGCGAUGUCCACCUCCAUACUCUGCUUCUAAUUUCUUAUAGACUCAUCAGUGUGAGCACGUAGUCAUCAGCAUACAAGCAUGCUUUAGGAGGAGCAUCCAAACGGGACUCACCUGAGGGUGCGCCCUGGUGACGCCAGCAUGCCUCUGCCACGAUGAAUUAGCCACCUGCUGCACCUCUGGCACUGUCAUGACGAAAGCAUACGACUUCAACUGGCAACGUCCUGUACCUGAAGCCCUGCUCAAGGGAUGCAUCUUUGACCGUUGGGAAGAGGAAAAAGAACAAGUAGUCUACGAACCUAAUGCUUUGUUCCGAGUUGACGAGUAUGGAUUUUUCAUCUAUUGGAACAGCGACGGAAGGGAUGGUCAGGUGCUCGAAUUGUCACAAGUGAAUGACAUAAGGGCUGGUGGAAUACCAAAGGAUGUGAGACUACUCGCAGAGCUGAGCAGCAAAAACCGGUACGGCCUAGACGAGGUUUCACUGACCAUCUGCUCAGGCACGGACAUGGUCAACAUCAACUACACACAUGUCGUCUGCCCAGAUCCUGAAACAGCCAAGGUGUGGCAAGCUGGCCUGCGCAGCAUCACCAACAACAUCAAAGCCAACAAUGUGUGUCCCGCCACCUGCCUUGAAAAACAUUGGAUCAAGCUAGGAUUCCUGGUGGAUCCAGAUGGAAAAUUACCAGUCCGAAGGAUAGCACAGACAUUUGCAUCAGGCAAGACUGAGAAGCUGGUGUACCAAUGCAUUGGUGAUGUUGGACUCCCAAGUGGCAAGAAUGAUGUCAUCGAACCGAAGGAGUUCACCCUCGAGAAGUUUCAAGAGUUGUACCAAAGGGUCUGUCCCCGCAAUGACAUCGAGGAGCUUUUCAAUUCCAUAACGGAAGGCAGGACAGAUUACAUCAGCCUGAAGCAGUUGAUCACAUUUCUCAAUGAAAAGCAACGCGACCCACGGCUAAACGAGAUCCUGCACCCGUUCUACGAUGAGCGGAGGGCACGGGAGAUUGUCACUGCCCACGAGGCCAACCCCGACAAUGUGCGGGAGGGUCGGCUCAGCCAGGGGGGCCUGGUGCGCUACCUCAUGUCGGAUCAGAAUGCGCCCGUGUUUCUCGAUCGGCUCGACAUGUACAUGGAGAUGGACCAGCCGCUGUCCCACUACUACAUCAACUCCUCCCACAACACCUACCUCACGGGGAGGCAGUUUGGGGGCAAGUCCUCCGUGGAGAUGUACCGGCAGGUGCUCCUAGCAGGAUGCAGGUGCGUGGAGCUUGACUGCUGGGAUGGCAAAGGCGAAGACGAGGAGCCCAUCAUCACACAUGGCAAGGCCAUGUGCACCGACAUCCUCUUCAAGGAUGUCAUCUAUGCCAUCAGGGACUGUGCAUUUGUGACUUCCGAUUAUCCUGUGAUUCUUUCAUUUGAAAAUCACUGCUGCAAAAAGCAGCAGUAUAAACUUGCCAAGUAUUGCCUGGACAUUUUUGGUGACCUGCUGAUUACUGAACCACUGCCAAAUUAUCCGUUGGAACCAGCAGUACCGCUUCCAAGUCCCAACGACCUCAAGAGGAAGAUUCUCAUAAAGAACAAGCGACUCAAGCCAGAAGACGAAAAGCGCGAACUGGAGCUCUGGCGGAAAGGACAGCUUCAGAAUGACGACGAGGAGGAAGAGAAGGAAGAUGCCUCGGCAGAUGCAGCGCAGCUGGAGGAGCAGCUGGCCAUGGCCCACUACCAGUACACGGGGGCCACGGUGCACGUGCACCCGGUGCUCUCGUCGCUCGUCAACUACGCGCAGCCCGUCAAGUUCCAGGGCUUCGAUGUGGCCGAGGAACGGUCCAUCCACUUCAACAUGUCCUCGUUUGCCGAGACGGCUGCCCUCGGUUGCCUCAAAUCACAGGCUAUCGAGUUUGUCAAUUACAACAAGCGACAGCUGAGUCGCAUUUAUCCUAAAGGAACAAGGGCUGAUUCAAGCAACUUUCUUCCACAGAUCUUCUGGAAUGCGGGCUGCCAGAUGGUGGCCCUCAACUUCCAGACACCUGACCUUCCCAUGCAGCUCAACCAGGGCAAGUUUGAGUACAACGGCGGCUGCGGGUACCUUCUGAAGCCUGACUUUAUGCGACGGGCAGACAAGUCCUUCGACCCAUUUGCGGAGUCACCCGUGGACGGUGUGAUUGCGGCCCAGUGUUCGGUGCGGGUGCUGUCGGGCCAGUUCCUGUCGGACAAGAAAGUGGGCACAUACGUCGAGGUAGACAUGUAUGGACUUCCCACGGACACCAUCCGCAAGGAGUUUCGCACCCGCAUGGUUCCUGCCAACGGACUCAACCCUGUCUACAACGAGGAACCCUUUGUCUUCCGAAAGGUAGUUCUUCCCGAUCUGGCUGUGAUCCGGAUAGCUGUCUAUGAUGAGAAUGGCAAAAUGCUGGGUCAGCGCAUCCUUCCCAUGGAUGGCCUGCAAGCAGGCUAUCGGCAUGUCUCUCUACGGACAGAGGGCAACUUCCCCAUGUCACUGGCCAUGUUGUUUAUCUGCAUUGAGCUCAAGAUCUACGUUCCAGAUGGCUUGGGAGACUUGAUGGAUGCCCUGUCAGAUCCACGGGCGUUCUUGUCGGCCCAGGAGAAGCGACUUGUCCAGAUGCGUGCCAUGGGCAUCGAGGAGGCCGACAUCCUCGUCAACCGGCCCGAGCUUGGCUCCCAGCAAAAGAAAGACGACGAAAAGCGGGAGGAGUGGCGUGUGGAGGCCAUCACGGUGGACGCACUGCGGGCAGAGAAGGAGUACAUCAAGCUGCGGCGCAAGCAGAUGAAAGAGCUCGAGGGAUUGCGCAAGAGACACCACAAGGAUAAGCAGCACGUGCAGAAGCAGCAGUGCCUGGCAGUGGAGAAGCUUUUGCCGCGGGAUGCUGGCGACGACUCGGGCACGGCUGCCAGCGAGGACUGCGCAGUGCGGUCACUCGUGGUCAACCAGAUGCACCAGUGGUCGUCCCUGCUGGCCUCGCAGCGCAGCCAGGAAUGGGAGCUGCUGCGCCAGCAGCUCACCCAGCAGGGGGCCCUGCUGCGCACACUCAUGCUCAAGGCACAGGCCGCGCAGAUGAAGCAGCUGGACGCAAAGUUCGAGAGGGAGAACAAGGAGAUGAAGACCAAGCAGGCCAAGGUGUCGGUGGAGACGGCGCGGGAAGUGUCCAGUGACAAGACAUUGCGCAACAAGGCAGAGCGAGAACGGCGAUUGCGUGAGAAGAACAGCAACAACACCAAGAAGUUCAUCGAGGAGCGCAAAUCAGCGGCACUGAAGCAGAGCAAGGAACGCGAGCGCCUCAAGAAGGUCCACGAGAAGCAGCUGCACGACCUGCAGCGCGAGAUCGACAAUGGCCUGGAGCUGUACAACACGGCCGAGCUGGAGUACAAGCUGUGUGCCAAGCUGGAGUGCUUCGUGUGACGCCUGCCAAAUAAGUGGGGCGCUUCCCUGGCUGCUCACUGCUGCCGCUGCCACGACACGAGGAGGGAGGCCUGCGAUUCCGGCGUCGCCCAAGGUCGGCGCUCGGCAACCGGGGCAUGGCCCGACCGCACACGUGCAAGCUUCCCUUCACGUUUUCUGUGCCACAAGUGAGCUGUGCACACUGUGGCAGCUUGUCACAAUGACACAGCCUGUCGUGGAUUCAAAUUCAGGGAGCAGGUGACGUUAUGCUCUCAUUGGUAACCAAGGUUGCCAUUACCGAAAGGCAUUGAUUGGCCUUUUGAGUGCAUUUUCAUGUUCAAUAUACUUGCGCGUGAUUGCAUGACUUUCUUGUAACUAAGAGGAAUCCCCUGCACAGUGAGCUGAAAAGAAAGUUUAGGUGACAUUGUUGUAGCGGUCUCUUUAUUUUUUUCUCUCAUUAUAUGAUAUAAGUUAGGGCUGCUGUGUGGAUUUCAGCAGCACAUUUGUCUUCCUGCAAAGUCAGUCGGUGGAAAAUAUGUGCUCUUAUCUGAAAAUCAUGGCUUCAGAAUCUUGCGAUAACCAAGUGAUGUUAUUUUUCCAUGGUAAAACAGACUGCAAUCGUGGGGAAAUUUUUCAGUGCAAAAUUGUCUUUUGCAGGGGGCUGUCUGAUCACUCUAGGUCUGAGUGGAAGUGAGACCUUUUACUUUGUUAACUUUUCUGGACAGACCGAGGGCUUGUUUCAAUCUGCACGAACUCUGCAUUUCACACAAAGGGCAGCACAGGAAUGGCUGUUGAUUUGAUGUUGUUGUUACUGAGCACGCUCUUCCUGUAGACAAGCAGUCUAGUUGUUGAAGCAUUGCUGAAGCUCAAUGUUGAUGCGACGACACAUGUCAAGACAGAGAAGGUGACACAUUUUGGACGCGCAUAUUGUUUGCCGUCAGUGGGUGGUUAUAUAAACCAGAAAUUAUUUAUUUUGAGGCCUGCCCAUUAGCUCCAUGAAAUCUUUGUGUUUCUAGUGACAGCACAAGGCGUGAGGCCAUCUUAACGCUAUCUUAUUUUCAUAAUUGUGAGGUUUAUAAUUUUCUACCUGCUCCCCACCAUUGUGUUCCUGCAGUAUUUUUGUUUUUGAGGGCACUGUAAGGUGGUCUUGUUUUUCUCCUUUAGUUAAUUUUUCUUGACGUAAACCAUAUUAAAUGUGCAGCAACCAGUCAGUGACUGCUCAUACACAUUUAAGCAAUUUCAUCGCAUGGUGUACUGGCACAAAAUGCAGUUCAGGGCAUCCCUGUUGGAAGACUCGGAACUGCCCGCACUUAAAUGCUAAAGCACUAAAUUUUAGUGUGAGUCGGCCAGUGUGCUGGAAAAGCAUGGUAACUGAGAAAAGUGAGAAUACCUAAGACUAGCUCUUUAUUCGUCAUCUGAAUUCAGAUAAGUUUUUGUGUACGAGACAGAUUGCACUUGCUGCAACAAGCAUUGACAGCAGCGUACAAGGAAACUUGCACUUGAAAGUGUCCACCAAUAAUCUAGUCUUGAAGCUCUUUAAUGGCACAUUUUAUUGGUUUCUUUCAAGCACUCUAGAGAGCUUUGGCCAUGCACAUUGCAUUCGGCGAGUCGAAAUCGAGUGCGUGAAACACAUUUACCUGGUUCAUUCAGAGCACUCGUCACCUCUGCACUGGGAGCGCUGCAGAGAUCCAACAGGACUCCAGUCACGUGACUUUUCCAAUUGCUCUAGGAGUUGCUGAAUGGUUAGCUCGGGCAUGCCUUUUCUCCACUGUCGAGAGGCCUCCACAUUGCCGCAAGUCGAGUCGAAGCGUGGUAGGAACUCCUUUGAGUGUAGAGCAGGGCCUGUCCCGAGUCGUGCGACUGCUUGCCACCUCACCGUCUGCACGGUGCUUUGGUGCCAAUUAAUGCUGCACUACGUUCUUUUGUUUCUAGCUGAGUUGGGGUGUGUAAUGAUGCAUUAUUCCAAGAGGAAAGUGCACAAUUAUUAAUUGUGGGCACUCCUUUGUGCCCCUGGUGCCUGUCACCAGUUAGAAACACGAUGAAGUUACUUGACCAUGCGCAAUUGAUCGCUGGUGAGAGCGAGUGAUACAACUUUCAGCACACGUGGGACGGGGAAUGGGCGGCUUUCCGUUGCUGAUGCGUCCAGUGUAUCUCACCAUCUUCUGUACAGUCCAACAUGAAAUAUCUUUCACUUGUGCAGCGCCUAUGACAGAACCCGAGAGACCACAUCAGGGACGAACCGUGAGAUGAGUAAGCCAUGCUGUCGCGCAUUGGCUUUCGGUGACCUUUUGCUCCUUUUGUAUCUGAUGUUCGUACCUAACCUGUGUGGAACAGAUGGCCAAAGGUGACCAGUGUCGUUAUGUUUCAUUGUGCACUUCUGUGUUGUUUUUGCUCCCUACAAGAAGAAGCCAAAAGGUGUACGAGUUGUUGUUGGAUGUGUACCCUGUUGAAUGUUGAUGUGAUGGAAAAAAUAGGAGUGCCUCUGUAAUACAUAAGUAUUCAGAAGCUAUUUCCUGAUGAUUUUCAAAGUUGCAGGCCUGAUUGUUUACGAGCAUGUAUUCUAGUCACUGAGUUGUUUCCUUUCCAUGUACUUAGUUUGUAAGCAGACGAUGUUUUUGCUGACACGGGUUCACGUGCACGUGACUUCUAAAUGACUGAAUGUAAUAGUGUCAAAUGCACCUCACGUCCACCUCAAGUUUUUCAGUGCAGUUCCUGUAUUUCUUUCUUAAAUAAUGUGCAUUUAUUUUGGAGCUAUGACUUUGUGCACCGUAGUAAUGCAGUGUGAAUACAGUGGCAUUUGCAGAAGCCUAUUGAGUGCCUGCACUUAGCUAUACCUGUUUUCACUUCCUUCACUCGUUAUUGACUGCAUUGUUCUGAUGUCUAGAAAUGCAUGUGGCACCGCAGUUGUGCAAAGUGAGCUCAUGUUCAAACCUGCAUCUCAAACAGGUGGGCAGUUUGUGCACAGUGUGCCUGUGCGCCCAUAGCUCGUUUUCGAGCUCGAGCCUGCACAGAUGUCGUUGGUGCCGCCUCGUACCCUGAGAAACAGCGCAAUAUAAAACCAGCACAAGCAAGACCAGUGCUCAUACUGUGUCGUCUUCCUUGUCCUUUGUUUAUUUCACACUGUUUUUUAGCUACGCUCCUACUGCAGUAACCUCCAUCGAGGUGCAGAUCUUUCUAUCUUAAGUCUUUAGACUUAUCUUCAUCAGAUCUAAAGGUUGAGGUAAAAUUUGCUAGAGAAAUUUAUAGGUAACUACAACACCAGGUGCCACGUACCAGUUACCUAGAAAUUAAGCAUUGCUCUUGUAAAUGUCGCUCUGCUUGAUGCCAUGACCUUCAGACUUGAUAAAAAGUUACUAAAACUGUGAAUUCUGCACAGAUGUCGUCAUUAUUUAAAGUGACGGUAUAGCUGUUACCUUUAUAAAGGUUACUGUGAUAGGAGUGUAGCUUUUGCAAAGUAUCCUCUUGGAUCUGAUAGUUGUUCAGUAUUGAAAAGCUUUGAAAAGUGAAAAGUGUGCUUGUUUAUUGCAGUGUGUGAAAACAGUAUAAAAUUGCACAAACAUAGGAUGCUCUGGAUUUGAAAAAUAAUUUGCAUCUGCAGGUUAUUAACAUGCUGCCCAUAUAGUUUCUCUUCCGCUGUACUUGUUUCCGAACUAGUCGGCUUUAGAAGACUGAUCAAAUGAAGCCAAGAGACAGCCACAAACAUAAACGAAAAAAGUACAUGGUCUCAGCAAAUAUGCGCAAGUUCAACAAUGAAUAAUCUGUGAAGUCCUUGCACAACUUGUGUCAAGAACUCUCUGCUUUAGGAUAAUUCAUUGUGGUAAAAUAACGUAACUACCAUAUUUUCUGGUGUACAAUUUGCACUGUUGAAUAACUUGCACCAUUCCCACAAGUAGGUUUUUAAAGAAUAGGUUGGUACAUAAAAUGCGUGUCUUGUACGACACUACUACUCACUACACAGUCAGUGCGAUCAAAUGCGACACACGUGCUUGCAUUUAAUGAAACAGCAUAAUUGGAAUGCUUUAGUUCAGUGCAAUCUGCCACGGCAGUGCAAAACACACGUGUACAAUUGUCAACAUGAAUUGCACUAUGCUAGAAAUAACCUUUUUUUGUUUUGGAGCACCCAGUUUCACUUAGUCUAACGCUGUGCGCAUGUGAAAACGAAGAAAAUUUGUUCUUUGUUAUGGUUGUCAAAUUUCUUCUUCUCGAACGCAUCAUCAAACAGUUAUUUAAAAAACAGCAUUGCAAAUGUGCGUAUUUGCUCGUUUCCCAUUUUCAAGUGCAAAUACACCAGCAUGUGAUGCAGGCAUAUUGUGCACCAAAAAAAACAGAGGCACCAGAAAUUCAGUUGGCAUAGCAUCCAGGCUAAUGAACGUUGCCACCUUAUCCUGCCAUGUACCGUCUUGAAAGCUUAUUGUUGCACUCAUGCUAUUUAAGAAACCACACAGGCAGUUGUUGUCACUGCCAUGGCAUUGCAAGUUACCUGCACAUCAAAUACUAUAGGCUGACAUGCACUACCAUGACCGUUACGCUGCUAACGGGAGGGUCUGACGCAUGUGGCUGUCGUAAGGCUAUUUGAAGAAAAAGAUAUUAAAACAAAUACAAGUUCAAAUUCAAAUUCGGAUUGUUUAUUAAUCCUUGAAAAAAGAAUAGGAAUGCGUCCAACACUGUGUCCAACAAUAGGAAUGUGUCCAACACAACAAGUUGCGUCAUCACAGCACAGACACAAAUUGGCACUGCGGUAACCUAAUACCACAUUUCCAGAGUGACAUUCUUUUGAUCGCACUGAUCGCAUUCCAGUUGACUUGCUGCAACCUGUGUCACUUCUGCCAUUGUCCCCCUUCGAGGAUUUUGCAAAAAUGGUGCUUUGAGUGAGCUUAGCUGUUUUUUGCAGUGUGCCGUUUUAUGCUUUUCUUGCUUGAACCUGUCGUCCAAACUGCCUCUCAAAGUAGAUGGCUUGAUUUUCCCAAGUCUAGUCCAUGUUUCCGUGCAUUCUCAGGGCAGCUUUCUCCCUAUGCGCCGGUGCUUUCAAAGGGUGCACUGCACAGUAGCCUUGGUGGGAUGACAAUCUCGCUCUCGUUGACACUAACUCAGGCGUAUUUGAAUUAAGGUGCAUGCCAAUAAAAAGAGAAGGAAGCACAUUGUGCAAGGUGUUUUUUUCUUUUUUUUUUAGUAAUGGCUGCAGGGAUGAAUGAAUUUUUUUAAUGCUAUUUACUAGAUAGGAUGACAUUGGUGAAGCAGAACAAGCCUGCCUGCAAACAUUUGUGAGAAGUGUGCUGAAAAGGCUUCCACAUAAAUUAUUUAUUUCUGUCUAAUAAAGAAAUAUGCUGAACCUAACCCGCACCCUCCCUUUUCUGCUACCUUAGUUUGGGUGUGGGAUCAGGUUUUAAGGCUGCGAUAAAUCAGUAGUAUAAGAAAUGUCUGUGGGACACUUUUUAUUUGCUGUUUGCACAGUUGGUAAUUGUCCAAACAGCAAACAAAAAAGUUGGCUACCCUAAUCAACAAUGUGAGACUGCAUCAACCUCGUUGAAUAUAGCAAUGAUGGCAUUGAGCAAGGAGGGGUUAUUUGAUUCUUAUCUAAUUUGUAACUUUGAUUAGGCUGCAAUUAGCAGCAUAUGUGUUUCACCUCUCACACCCAAUAGCACUCGUCUAUCUCACUUUAGGAUAGUUAUCAAAGUAUGCAUACCAAUAUUAGAUGCUACAGUGGAUUAUAUUGUGACAUGCAAUGUAUCGUACACAGGCAAAUGGAACUUUGAACUUGAGAAAACUAAUUUCACUUGAGUCUGCCUAGUGCUGUUGUUGCAUUUUCUGGCAAGUGAAAAUUUUCAACAAUAGAUAUCACUACUAAAGCCUGACGCUUUGAGAAAAGCUGCAUUUGUUGCUGAACGAGGGAGCCUCUGUUCAAAGUGAACUCGGAACAGUGUAGAGCAGCAAGCCUUGAUGAGCAUGUUCUUGUUAGACUUCUGCUCAAGCACUGUUUUGCAUUUUUUUAGACAUAGGUGCAUGCACACACUGGUCACUUCCAAGACUACUGAUCUGACUAUAGCUUGAUCUAGUCUCCUGCAAUGCUAUCAGAUGCGGCUAUAAAAGUCUGCUCAUUCAGAAAACUGCCAUGUGCAUUGAAGUUAAGGGUGGUGAACAAUAAUUGCCUACCUGCUAUUCCCUCGUUUCUGAUGAAAUAUUCUGGAAUGGCUGCACUUAGGAUGCUCGGCAGCUUUCCAACUAGCUAGUGUGGCACGGGGUAAAGUUGUCGGGCAUGCACUGCCAGGUUGGUCCUUGCACAAACCUGUCCUUGUGGAUGAUAUUAAUGAACUGUGCAAACACAAACUUGAGCUACUGCCUAAAACAGUAUAGUGUAAAAGUAGAAAAUAACAAGCUGUUACAAUUUUUUAGCAACCAUAUGUGAAGUGGAAUACAGCAGUCACGUUUGCCAAAGUAACAUUAGGCUGCAGUGGCUGACAAUGUAAAGCUCUCAUGUGAGAAGUGAAGGCAUGUAAACAAGUGAAACUAACACAAACCCAAUCGAGGCAUGAUGUCUUUGUAUUGCUGCCAUUAACAAAAAUAUAGCCAUAGCAUCAACUAUAGCCGGAUGUGAAGCUUUGGGUUGCAAAACCCCAUAAAUUACCAAUUAAUUUCAACUGAGAAGUUAAUUUAUUCCAGUAUAAUUGAGAGUUGGGCAUGUGUAUCAUCUGUUUAGUUGUUUAUGUAGGCUUUUAAAAUGAAAUGCAAUGUCACUGCGAGGCUUUCAUUACUUCUUUUUUAAGUGCUAGUUUUGUGAAGGUAUUCUGUUAUGCAGAACAUUUAUUUUACAGCUACUAUAGGAUCAAGUGAUGAGAAACAAACAUAACAACAGUUGCUCAUAAGCCAAGCUAGAAAGGCUUAACUGGUACACGCAAACGAGGAAGGGUUUAGUCUACGUCAUAUUUUUUUCCAACAUUUCUAGUAGUGUAGCGUAGCGCAUGAAUGACACUAUGUAGUUUUAUCACCAGAGACUGUUUUGCAGUUAAAUUACUUUGCUUCUUGCAUCCUCUUGCUGUGUAUUCAAAGAUUUUGUUUACGUAGUCUUCAUCCUGUAAUCAUGUGGAAUGUAGCAUAAUCUUUUGGAAUGUUACAUUUAUUAGAUUUCUAAGGUUUAUGACAUAAAAAUAAGCAUUCAGCUAUAGAGCAUUCAGAAUUGUAUCCGAACUCUUAAUUGAGAAAUUUGUGACGGCCACACUCUAAUGCCUUGGUUCCGUGCACAGUAUAGGUUCCUUGCAUUAAUCUUUAGCAAGCUACCUAGUUCAUAAGUAGAUGACACACUACUUUUACACAUCACUCACAAAGUAUAGCAUCAUAUUUCAUUAAUUUAAUUGCUGUUCUAUAUUUAGCUUUAAGUGUUCUGUAAAAAGAGGCUGUGUAGGGUUGUUGCAUGCUGCCAGUCACCAAAUUAUUCCUGUAGCAAAAAAUAAAGGUGUCACUUCAGAAAGGAUGUGUGAGGGGCGCUAAAAGCAAAUCUUGUGUCAAUCUAUUACAUAUUAGAUAACACUUCUAAAACCUGGGAAUGUGGUGUUUAUUUUCGUUUUUUUUUUUAACCAUGUGGUUUUAUUUUCAGAGAAAAUUGUGAUGAAGGGGUGAAACAGUAAAUUGGGCGAGUUGGUUAGAGUCUGACCUCGUUCGACCAGUGCAGCCAGACGGAACACAAGCAGAAGAGCAGAGCCCUCUGUUCUCAGCUUGUGCUUCAUUGUUUUGCUCUACACUUAAACAUGGUCUGAAUCUUGCACAUUCAUGUUAACAUACACAGUGAAUACAGUCCUAGAAUGCACGAUUUCUUUUGCAUGUUAGGUGUUUGCCUAGUAUUUAUAAACUUUACAUUUAAGAUAAGGGGAUUCAAGCUAGGAAACAUCAUUUUCUGAUGUAACACGUGCCAAUGUUUCUGAGCAUCGUCUCCAUUUUUGCAGAUAAACAAGAUUUUAGAGACAAUCACAUUCUCAUACCUCUUGCACAUAACAGUCAAGAACCAAAGAAAUGCUGGAGAAAACUUGUCAAAAUGCUUUCAGGCAAGAGAAGGGACGUUGUGCCAGACUUGCUUUGUACUAAACUACGCAGUGCAUUGUUGGUGAAUAGUAGAAUCAGUUUUUUGUUUCUUUGGAAUAUCUGCUUGUUCUCACGGAAAUUUUUGCUGACCAUAUUCCAUGGCUAAAUUCUGGAACUACAUGUCCAUAACUCAAAAUUAGCAUGUAUUCUGCCAUGUGGCUUAUUAUAUGGUCGAUGUGUCAGAGCUGGUAUUAGUAGUAUUUCCUAUUUUAUGAAAGUACUGUGCCAGCUAUGGCCUGCCAACAUAGUGCACCAUCGGAGUUGAAACAUUUCAGCUGCAGUUAACUACGCCAGAGCCAUUAACAGGUACCAUUGCAUUUGUUGAAACACCUAGAUUCAUUAAAUUAUUACUCAUGUAAAAGCUAUUAUGAUCAUGCGCAUUGAUUUGCCUGCACUUUAAGUCUGUAAAACUCACUUGAUAGUAAAAAUAUAUCCAUAGGUUUUGAGACAUUUGAUAUGAAGGUUACUAGGCUGGUUGUAGGUAAACUGCAUUACAGCUACAGACACGGUUAAAAUAUAGGUAUUGCACCUGCAACUUCUGUUAAGCUGUCAUGCUGUCAUGCGAACUCCUUGCAUACUUUUUUUUUUUACGCUCCUGGCAUUGAUUUCUUGCAGUGGCUUGGCUUCUGUUUCAUUUGUGGAUGGUUUGUCAAUGCUACUCAUGGCAAACUGACAUGUACAACGUUCUGUCAAGCCUCAUAUGAGUUAUUCAGUCAUUGAUUUAGGUUUAUUUUCACUGCUUCUCAUGUGUACCAGUGAGCAACUACCUGUGUUGAUUUAGUAUUAACAGUACUAUAUAACUUGAUGAACAGUGUACAGUAAUCAAUGCUGCCUGAAGAAAUUGUGUGCUGCGUAAAACGUUUUUGCUUUCCGAACAAAAGCAGCUCAGCCUAGAAUGCAUAGCACAUCCUGGAGGGAAAGGUGCCAUCCACGCAGCCCUCUUCAGUGGUAAUUCAGUCGGUGAGAGAACGAUCGAAACUAUGCAGCUCAGUUAUGCUGAUUACUUGGUGUGCAGUGUACGCAACUUAAAUGUCAAUUACUGCAACAAUAACACUUUGAUUAACAAUUUGCUAAAUGGAUGCACACGGUUCUCAGUGUACUAAAUUUAUCCUUGAAAAUGUAUUGGCUAUGAGGUUCUGCUCAUAAUAUCUAUCGUUUGCUCAGGCACUAACUGUUGCUGUUAGUGACAGCACCACAAAAUGAGUAGGACAAUGAUGCAUGCAUAGCCACAUGAAAUCAAAACACAUCUAAAAUUGUGUGCAACCUCAUGGUGGUUGGGUAGGCUGCAACGCAGCAACUAAAAUAAAAUGAUGAAUGCCAGCUCAAAGCCUCUACUUCUUGCCAUUCAUGUGGUAGUUAAAUGACAGCACUAAUUUUACCCCUACUAAGCCUGUGCAAAGUUCUUAUGACAGAAGCUAUGAAUGUGAUGAGCAUUUUCAGGGCACCUUAAGGUAAUCAGACUGUGCCAAGUUAAAACAGAUCAGAGUCUGAAAUGUGUGGCAGCAACGACAAAGUUUUCUUGUAUAUAUACUGGCAGUAAGUUGAGGGGAGACCUAGCCAUAAAUUACUUGCAGGUCAAAAAGACGAAGGAAUAGCGUAGAGGCAGACACAUGCUCUCGAUGUCUUGAAGAGGCAAGAAAGGAAAAGCAACUCAAAAUCGCAAAAACUUCCAAACUGAAAUGAAGGAUGAAGAAGAUAACACAAGAACAUGAAAGGAAAAAUUGUCAACCACCUGACCGUAGCACAAAGCUACAAAAAAAAAGCCAUGCAGAUUUCUCAGAGAUCAUAUGAGCAAUCCGUAUGGGUUUUCUUUGUAGCUUCACGCUGCGGUCAGGUGGUUAACUUUCCCUUUGAUAAACCUUCCUCCACUUCGUGAGCUUUCGCAGAACUGAUCUGCCAACACAGGAACACGUGACGUUAUUUCCUUCAUCCCAACUGGCAGUAUUAUUACGAUCACAUUAACUGGCUUAUACUCACAUUCAAAGAAACUUCUAACUUGUUUUAAGCAUGUUUUUAGUUUACAUAACCAAACAUACUAUAAUCACUAGUUUUCACAAUAAAGCAUAAACAGAAUGUAAUAAGUUAGUGGUUACAGUAACUGAAGAGCAAAUUUAAGAAAUCAUAGCCAGCUGUUUAGAAUAGACACAGGCAGAAAAGCACAUGUACUCACCUACUGGCUGCAGUUAGUGAUCUACUUCAUGCUAGCUGCUACAACAGAUCACCUGGUUGACCAAACAUUUAUUUUAUCAAAGAAAUCUUAUUCCUUCUCAUAUCUCACAGUUGUGAAUGUCACAAUUCUUGGUUAUUACUAUCUUUAAUGCAGCUUACACUUGUGCAGUUUUCAUACAAGCAAUGUUAUGUCAGUCAAAAGGAAGUGUAUGCAAAGUAACUUUAGAAAAUCAAUAAAGUUACAGUGGCCUCAAAACUAACUAUUGCUGUUUUUGGUAAUAGUCGAUAAAUUAUUAUUUUACAAAGGCCACUCUCUUUUACAUAACGAAUGAAUAUGUGGCAUAUUUAUCAGCUAAAUUGAUGCUGUACAGUGUGACAAUAUGUGCAGCUAUUGUCCCUGAGAUACCUUAUAGUUCAAUAUCAUACACUGUGCAAGAUCUGACAUUAUUACUAUUUUGCUAGUCAAGCAGUUUUGUGCCAUUCUGCUAACCUGAGGGAAACUUGAAUCUUCAUAACAUGUCAUGAAACAUGAACACGACAGCUUGAACUAGCACACUGAUAGCUGCUGGUACUUGGUAUGCCCUUCUGUUGUCUACUUAUGUGCAGACACACAUUACAUGCCGCAUCACGUGGCUUUUGCAUUUACUGGACACAAGUUCAUUUGAACAGUAUCAGGUUUUGUGAGGCUGACAAUCAUGGCAGUUUGGGAAAAGACCUUCUCAUUUCAGUUGCUUUCUUUACAAAGUGGACAUUAUCUUUUCUAGCAGCGUGGUCUUUGCUUACUAUACAAUGCUUUUCAAUUACCUUUUUUGCUGCAAGUAAUGCAACCUUUCCAUUUAUGAUUAGGUCAGCCUGUUUUUAACUCUAUAACAGUUUCUUGCUUGUCGCAGGUUGAUAUCUAAAAAAAUGCAUGAUUGUUUUGGUACAAUUUCUAACUGAAAGAGCAGAGGUUUGAGGCCUCAGGGCAUCGAACUUAUAAACUUCUUAAACAAGAAUACCGUCACCUGCAUAUCCGUGAUUGUUUCAGGCGAUUGGGGAUGGUCGUAUGUGCUCACCUUAACCGUCGUGUAUUUCGCACUCUUGCAAGUUGUUCAGGCACAGCUGUGCUUAUUUCUUGUAUUUUGUUAUUGAACUAUCCCCUUGCUGUGCACUUGAUGCUGUGAGUGCAGAUCAUGCUUUUCUGACCAUAGAAAAAACAAGGAUCCGUGUUAAGUUGUUCAGACAUUUGCAGUAAGGUGUCUUGGAGCUUUUUCUCUUUAGACAUAUUUUUUGACUGAGCUAUGCAAAUUGUGUAAGGCUUGACAGUAAAUAAUGUUAGACAGUAAUUGAACACCACUGAAAUGUCUGGUCCCAACUCACCUUUUUCUAGCACCCUGCAUGCAGAGGCAUCUGCAGACAAAAUAGAGCUAAAGCUAGCAUAAAGCAUGAUGAAACUGCCGAUUUUUUUUUUACUCUGUACCUUAGCAGCAUUUUUUCCCACACAGUAUAAACUAGCACGCUUAACUGAACACCUCGAUAGGUUCCUUGACAUUGUACAACCUGUAACUGUGUCCUUGCCAUUUGUGUGACCCAUACCUGGCAUCCACGGCAUGCUGUUGCCUAGCCGUCACUUUGGACGAGCGCAGUAAAAAAAACUUAGGUUGGAACAAGUGUGCUACCGUGACAGACCACAUCAGCUAAGGUGCGACCCAAACAGCAACUUGCAUGCUCCACUUGCACUUCUGUUGGUGAAAAUUGCACAAUGGCCAAACUGCACAAGCACCUAGAAGCAUGCGUAUGGCAUAGCAAUCCGUAUUGGUCUUCACAUGCCUCGUGAAACAUUACAAACCACCUUAGUGUCUUCUCACAUUAAGCUUUGCUAUCUUGGUGACUUCCAGGUAAAGGUAACUGUCAGAAAUGUGCCAUUUACUUCAGAAUUGCCACCACCACCUGAAAGCUAAUGAUGACCAGAUCUGAAGCCAGAGCUUGAAGACCACAUGCCUGCCAGGCCAUAACGUUCUUGUGUUGGGGCUGCUGUCACAGAGGAGGGCCCUUCCCGCUCGGCUUGCGGCACAGGUUUGCCGUUGUUGAUGUCAUCCAACAGCGGUGGACCUAACUUGCGGACCAGGCUAGUCAUAGCAGAACAACACAGGCAGUGAUGUAGAUACUAACUAGUCAGAUUCAACUGAGCAGAUGAUACGUCUGCAGGGUGGCCAGCGCUCACCUUUUGCUUAGCUGUAAGCUCUCCAGUGAACUUGUCUUGCUAACAUUGCAAAAUCUGGUCUUCCAGCCACUGAACCCACCUCACUGAUGCUCUAUUAUUAGCCACACAACAGGUAAUAUUCAGGUUUGUGGUGCAGUAAAACCUGGUGCACAAAGUAUGAAGUGAUUCUCUGUUGGGUUCACCAUAGCUCAACCAGCAGUGGAAAAUCAGUUUCGACCCCAUCUUGUAGAAAGUGGACAACAUCUGCACUUAGGAGCAGUACGUUAAAAAGCAAAGGAAGAGCGUGGCCACAGUGCAGUGACGUGAAAGAAUCAAUCUUUUCUACAAGCAUUUAGCAAAGGUAUUUUUCGAGUAUGUCUGUUAUCUAUUCCAUGUUCCCAUUUGUAUUCAGGGAACGGGGUGGAGCAUUUUUGGCAGUGUGUCGGUGUGUUUAAUCCCCGAUGCAUUUAAGGUAUGCCUCCCCCUCGAGACCUUGACAAGAAAUUGUGACGGGAUCGAUCACGUGUGUAAUCUGCUUGGCACUUCUGUUUAAACCAAUCUUGACUUCUUGAUCGCUGUGCCUACAGGAAUACACACAGAAACAGGCAGUGGGUUCCUGCACUGUCAAGAACUUCAGAGUUUGGAACAAGCAAAAAAGUGUGCAGUCAUUAAUGGAUUUUGGAAUGGCUGCACCCAUAUUUUUCACCAAUGUCCGCAAUAGGACCUCACAGAGUGCUUUAUGCAGUGAAACUCAGUAAAAUGUCAUGUGUCUUUUUCAGUCUUUGCCUCCUCACCUAAUCUAUUGCAAAAAUGUAUUUGACAGCCAUGUCAGAAAAAUUUUCAGUGGAAAUUGCUUUGUCCACUUAUGUUUCUGUGCAGUCUCUUGAAGGCAACAGUUCACGAGCUAGCUCAGCAGGCACCAGAUCAGUCCACUUGUUUUCAUAGUUCCUAUAGUAGAUGGUGCAAUGCUGCCAAUGUGUUACUUGACUAGUCUUUCAGAAAAAUCGCUUUGCAGUCCAUUCAGAAAAAGUAAGAAUACAGUUGGUGCUUUUGUGCGCGUGCUUCUGAGGUUCUGUGGUGCCCGCUGUUAUGCCCCGUCUUUUGCUCUAUUGUUUUAUGUACAUAGACUCUCGCUCUCUUGUGGACUUCAAGACAAGUAUAUUAACAAUGUUUUCAAACACCA
Messenger RNA from Dermacentor andersoni, 17358 nucleotides. NCBI's taxonomy places the organism in Eukaryota, Metazoa, Arthropoda, Arachnida, Ixodida, Ixodidae. The record is from RefSeq and is a predicted model, not a curated record.